This is a messenger RNA of Cavenderia fasciculata, 129 nucleotides long. RefSeq lists its product as uncharacterized. Lineage: Eukaryota; Evosea; Eumycetozoa; Acytosteliales; Cavenderiaceae. Bases 1 to 129 code for a protein of 42 amino acids. The transcript is spliced from 2 exons. The record is from RefSeq and is a predicted model, not a curated record.
AUGACAAUUAAUCGUAGUAUGAAAUAUUCGAGUAAUGGUAUUGUUGCUUUCUAUUCAAAUUCUUACAAACUUAAAGUUCUAGAUUUUAGAGUGUUGUGUGAAGGGAGGGGUUGGGGUAAUCGAUUUUAA